Molecule: messenger RNA, 264 nt
Organism: Pteronotus mesoamericanus
Lineage: Eukaryota; Metazoa; Chordata; Mammalia; Chiroptera; Mormoopidae
Product: 60S ribosomal protein L30-like
Exons: 1
Coding region: 1-264 (87 amino acids)
Cellular component (GO): cytosolic large ribosomal subunit
Molecular function (GO): structural constituent of ribosome; RNA binding
Source: RefSeq, a predicted model, not a curated record
AUGAGGAGUAGAAAGUACAGGUUGGGGUGCAAACAGACUCUAAAGAUGGUCAGACAAGGCAAAGUGAAACUGGUCAUCCUUGCGAACAGCUGUCCAACCCUGAGGAAAUCUGAAAUAGAGUACUGUGCCAUGUUGGUCAAGACAGGUGGUCAUCACUACAAUGGCAAUAAUACUGUAUUGGGUACAGUGUGUGGAAAAUACUACAGAGUAUGCACACUAGCUAUCAUUGAUCCAGGUGAUUCUGAUAUCAUUAGAGGCAUGUGA